Molecule: messenger RNA, 621 nt
Organism: Lolium perenne
Lineage: Eukaryota; Viridiplantae; Streptophyta; Magnoliopsida; Poales; Poaceae
Source: RefSeq, a predicted model, not a curated record
AUGGUGAUUUCUUCCAGAAAUUUCCUCACCCGCUCCUCCUUCCCUGCGCCCCGCCACCCCUCGUCCGCCCGCCGCCAGCCAUGGAGGCCCUGCCGGCCCCCGCUCCAAGCGCCCCCGUCCCCGCCCCGCCGCCUAGUCCCGCGCCCCGGCCACGGCUCGAGCGGCCCCGCGCAGCCCGCCUCCCACCCCGGCCCGGAGUGCCGCCGUGGUGGUCGGUAUGGUGUCCUCCACGCACGUCAGCGUGAAGAGGAGGCGGGCGCACGUUAUCACAGGCCCCACCGCCAUCUCCCCCCGCCUCGAGCGACCCCGCCCCCGCCACAAGCGCCCCGUCCCCGCCCCCGCCUCGGCCCCGAGCGUCCCCGCCCCGAAGAGGAACAAGCCAGCCAGCUUGGGCGAAAGAAGGCCCAGCCGAAGAAGCCGGCCAGCCGCAAGAAGGCCGCGCCUCCGCCUGUGUCCGUCCCUCCGCCGCCAAGCGCCAAUGAGGUGCUCGACGAAACGUCGGCCCCAACUGCUUCUUACAUGGGACUGCUCAACGAUGCCGAGGUGAACAUUGGGGCUCCUCCCCUCGAUUCGUUUCACUUUGAAGGUGAGGAGGAAGAGGAAGAGGAGGAGGAGGAAUAG